GUUGCACUCCCCCGCGGCCGAACUUGGACUCAUCUCGUUUAAAUCUCCGACGGUUGGGUUCAGUAAACGCUGAACGUGAAGCGAACUGCGUGCGAGGUGAGAGUGAGAGCGAGUGAGAGUGGCGUCGUUGUGUUUGUUUUAUUGAUAUUUGGCGUACGAUAACAUAAGAAAGAUGAGUGAUUCGGGCGAGAAUUUAAAGUACAAAUGGACACCUGACAGCACGACGUUGUUGGUGUCGGUUUGGACGGAUAAGCAGGUGCAAAAGCAGCUCGAAUACGCGACGAAGCCGCAACUGAUUUGGGAGAGCGUCGCUCGUUACAUGCAGAAGAAAGGCUACAACGUCUCAGGCAAACAAUGCCGAUCGAGAAUGAAACAGGUACUCGUUUGCUAUCGAGAAGCCAAGAAAACUGGGACUCGCGCUGGCGUUGAACAAUAUUACGAAUCCAUUGAUAGAGUCCUGAAGGAUAAACGACUGCUUCAAUCGAAUAUCAACGGAGUUGAUACCGUUGAUGUAGGAGUUAAUAUAAAAUCACCGCCCAAGGAUGUCAAGACGAAUAAGAAUCUGCAGAUGCGUUAUCAGUAUCGCGAUCCUGUCGAAACUCUACUUCGUACAGAGGCUCUUUCUCCAGCGUGGGAACUUGCACAUGAUGAGGAAUACCCGGAUUCGCCAGAAUCAAAUGAAACGGUUUUAGCACAGCCGUAUCGUACUUUUUCACCAGUUAGAGACGCAGCAACGAAUACUGUUCAACAGUUGGCACCAAACAUGAAGAAAUCACUGCGGCAAAAUUCUGUUCCGGUUAAAGAAAUGCCAAUACAACAAACGUUUCGUCAAACUUCAUUGCCGAAUAAUUGCUACAGCGAAAUACCCUUUCAAAAUACAGUUCAAAACGUGCAAAAUCAUAUAAUCCAAGAAAAUAUGCAACAAAAUCAAGCCUUGCUUCAACAAAACUUACUGCAGGCAGCUCACAAUCAUAUGAUGCAUCAGAAUAUGCUGCACAAUAAUCCUGCACUGCAGCAAAACUUGUUACAUAACACAAAUCCAAUUUUACAAAGUCAAAUGCCACCGAAUCCGAUAAGAAUACCAACUGAAGUACAGCCGAAUAUUAUUUUGAACCAAAAUCGUAUCCCUCAAAAUAUUCAACGUAUGCAAAAUCAGUUCCAGCAAAGCUCAGCAGCUAUGAAUAAGCAGGCUAUGCCACAGGAACCAAGAAAGGCUUCGUUCAGACAAAACUUAGCGGCUACAUAUAAACAAUAUCAGGAUGCAAUUCCGACACAAAAUUUCAAUCCAAAUGUUAAUCAAACAGCUGGCCAAUUGUCUCCGGACAUUUUUGGCGAUAUUGGGCCAAAUUUGAAUGAUGCGUUCUGUGAGACUCCUAAACAUGAAAAGUCACAAAAUUUAAACGAAACCUUCAAUCAGCCGCUACCGACGUACAAUCCUCUUUUUCUGCCAAGUCUUGACGCCACAUCCUUAACAACAAAUGCUACUUUCAAUGACGACACAUUAUCCAUAGAGUUCUUGCAGGAAUCACCAUCACCUUCGGAAAAAGGUCUCAGUAAAUCGAAAGACUCUGGUGUGAACACUGAAUCAGCACCCGAUGCACCAUUUAGGAAAAAAAAAGCUCAGAAGCUGGAACAACUUAUGAUGAGUGCACUGAGUUCGCAGAACGAAGUCGUUAAUAAGAUUCUGGCAGCGCAGAGCGAUAUGGUUACUCGUUUCUUGGACAUAGACAGAGACCGUCAAAACAGAUUAGAAAACCGGUUGGAUCAUCUGUUGAACGUAGUUCAUGCCUCAGUUUUGAACAAAAGUCCGGAAAAGGACGCAGAAAUACCUCCUCCGCUUCCAGAGCCGAGGAUAAGUCGUCUAGCCCCGCCUCCUAAACCAGGAGUUGUUCCACCAAAACUGGAUCUAGUUCCUCCAAAGCCAUGUCGAGUGCCGUGUACAUUACCUAAUUCUAAAAUAGAAUUAGUCAAUCAAAAUCCUUUGUCAACUAGACCUGGGGUAGUAACUCCGAUUACAAGUCCAAGUGCAAAGCCCGGAACUAUAUGGUCGAAACUUGGUCCAGUUUCUCAGUCUCCUUUUGUAAGGGCACAGAUGCAGCUGGGAUUUUACCCGAUUAUGAAUACAGAAGUGAGAACGCAGUCUUCUGCCGAAAGACGUAUUGCCAAAGAAGGCGGACUGUUUAUGGAUACCAAAACGCUUAUUUCUGAGACUGUUACAUUCCUUGAUGCAGAAAGAAGGGUGGAUGAGAAGGUAGAAAAUGCAAGACGUCAAAUUGAAACAGAGCAGGAUCAGACAGUAAGGAAAAAAUUAUUCAACCGGAACGAAAAUUACGCAGGAUCGAUUCUCAGUGCUGCAUUUAUUGAAACUGAAAAGCAAGUCGAAGAAAUGAUCGAAAAUGCAACGCUAGCGUUGUCAGCCGCUGUUAAUAAUUUGAAUGUCGACCGAAAAGACAGAGCAGAAAUUCUGGUCACGGGACAAGGUGAAGGCUAUGAAUACUUGCAGCAAUUGAAUAGCAAGCGGCAGUACGAAAAUGACCCUAUCGAUAGCUCGACUCCGGCAAAACCCGUACUUCAAUCAAGGAUAAACAAUGCAAAUCCAGGAAAUGUGUAUACCAUGAGAAGGGAGCCAGAGCGACGAGUAAACUUUGAUGAUAAUCAUCAGGAUAAUACUAAGCAAACGAUCCAACAGUUGGCUCAGCUUGUAAUGAACAGCGCGCGCUGGCGCAAUGCUGCAACUCAACAUCAACAAGACAAAAACAAUGUUCCAAGCACUGGUUUUCGAAAUAUUGCAUCCAAUGUUGGACCAAACAUGAAUAAGAAUCAAACGUCUACAAACGUGAAUGCUCAGGGCGCAGGAAACAACCCGAACGCCUAUCUGCAAUCUAGGUCUGGCACAAUGAACAAGGACAAUAAACCAUCAAUACCAAAUCAAGAAAGGUAUUCAUACGGAGGUCAGCCUGCACAUGUCAGACAAGCGAUGGACAACAACGUUAGACUGUCUUACAAUGGGCCUGGAAUGACAACUCGACCACAGAUGGGUUUUACCACCGAUCUGUUAGUCAGCGAUGAUAGCGAUAACAUUCCCAUGAAUCAGUACGGUGGUCAGAUAGGAUUUGUUGAUAAUCCUCUAUUGAACUAUAAGCAGCCGAAACGGUUCUUCACAAAUGUCGAUAACGAUGAUUUUUUGCACGAAGAGCGGCAGCAGCAGCAACAACAACUUCGACACACCUACAACAAAAAUUUUACGGAUAAUAGACGGACCACUCAGAGCGGUCCUCCGUAUAUGACUAGCAAUGGACAUAUGGUCAUGGCUCAGACUGAAAACAUGAUUCGCCAAUAUGUUCACAGCAGGAAAGGUAAAGAUGACAAGGAUACAGACUCAGAUAAUGAUGAGGUAUUUCUUGACACCACAGCAAGCAUGCCACCGUCGUCCUCUCGUCGGAGUUCGCUUACCUCUAUGGGAACUGCGGUCUCAGGGAUAUCUUCAAAGUCUGGAAAAGCAGACGGAGCUAACUGUAUAGUUAGCUAGAUAUAUCUAUAACUUUGAUCAUUGUUUUCUUUUUAAUUUUUUAAUCAAGUUUUCCUUGAUUUUAACCUAGGCUUAACGGUUCUUUGUUUUUAUAGACAUGAUAAAUUUUUUUUAAUCGACAUAUAGUGUUAGUUUAAGAAGAUUAUUCAUCAAUUAUUAUACGUAAUACGAAACCUGAAAUACGGUCACUGUUAAUUUUUGCAUUCAGCUAUUGAGGCUAGUAGAAUUGUAACAUGUUUAUUUACUCGUUUUUUUGGUAAUCAAAUGCAAGGAUUGAAUCGAAGACUCAAUACUAGUACCUGCAACACGAAUUUCACGUAAACAUUAAAUAUAG
This is a messenger RNA of Diprion similis, 3863 nucleotides long. RefSeq lists its product as uncharacterized. The transcript is spliced from 4 exons. The coding region runs from base 173 to 3529 and encodes 1118 amino acids. The record is from RefSeq and is a predicted model, not a curated record. NCBI's taxonomy places the organism in Eukaryota, Metazoa, Arthropoda, Insecta, Hymenoptera, Diprionidae.